AUGCCUAGUAUCUUCGAACCGGCCCCAGAGCCCAAAACCGAGCUCGGCAGGUACCGCGUCCUGUCUACCACCGCCGGCGUCAGAGUAUCUCCGCUCUGUCUCGGCGCGAUGUCCAUCGGCUCCGCGUGGUCUUCGUUCAUGGGCUCCAUGGAAGAAGCUCAGUCCUACGAGCUGCUCGACGCCUUUUAUGACGCCGGCGGCAACUUCAUCGACACGGCCAACAACUAUCAAGACGAGCAGUCGGAACAGAUCCUGGGAGAGUGGAUGGCCACCAGGAAAAACCGGGACGUCAUGUUCAUCGCGACCAAAUUCACGACGCAGUACCGCCAGCAUGCGCUUGGGCCGGGCAAGUGUGUCAACUACUCCGGCAACCACAAGAAGUCGCUGCACCUCUCGGUCCGGGACUCGCUCAAGAAGCUGCAGACGGACUACAUCGACCUGCUCUACGUCCAUUGGUGGGACUGGACCACCUCCAUCGAGGAACUCAUGGACUCCCUCCACAUCCUUGUCGAGCAGGGUAAGGUUCUGUACCUGGGCGCUUCUGACACACCCGCUUGGGUCGUAUCCGCUGCGAACACCUACGCCAAGGCGCACGGGAAGACGCCCUUCUCCGUCUACCAGGGUCGGUGGAGUGUUUUGGUCCGCGAUCUCGAGCGGGACAUCAUUCCCAUGGCCCGACACUUUGGCAUGGCUCUGUGUCCAUGGGACGUCCUUGGAGGCGGCAAGCUGCAGUCCAAGAAGCAGAUUGAGGAACGCCGCAAGGCUGGCGAAGGCCUCCGAUCCCUGUUCGGCUCGGAACAGUCUGACGACGAGCGCAAGGCCAGCGAGGUCCUCGAGCAGAUUGCCACGGAGCAUGGGACCGAAAGCAUUCAGCAGAUUGCCCUGGCAUACGUGAUGCAGAAGGCUCGUUACGUGUUCCCCAUGGUCGGCGGCCGCAAGGUCGAACACCUGGAGGACAACAUCAAGGCACUGAGCAUCCGCCUCACGAAGGAGCAGAUUCAGAAGAUUGAAAGCUACAAGACCUUCGACAUUGGCUUCCCCAUGAACUUCAUCUUGGACGACCCAAGGGAGGGCGGUCCAACAGCACCUCUGGUGGCUGCGUCGGCCCCGAUGGCAUGGCAGCUCCAAGGCAAGCCUAUUGGACAAGAGUAG
Colletotrichum higginsianum IMI 349063 is the source of this 1152-nucleotide messenger RNA. RefSeq names its product Aryl-alcohol dehydrogenase AAD14. The coding region runs from base 1 to 1152 and encodes 383 amino acids. The transcript has a single exon. The record is from RefSeq and is a predicted model, not a curated record. NCBI's taxonomy places the organism in Eukaryota, Fungi, Ascomycota, Sordariomycetes, Glomerellales, Glomerellaceae.